AGGGGAUCGCGAGCGGCGGGGCUGGCGACGGCGUUGGAGCCGUGUGGAGGAGGAAGCUAUGUGCUCGCAACGCAGCUUGGGGAGGAGGACGUGUCUAGGGUUUGGGAAUGCGAGCGAGGAGCUUGACGAUCGCUGGGAGUUUCUUCAGGCAAGUUCUUCUUCCUCAGCAAGAACAGGCGGUCGUCGAGAGAGAGGCAGCGACAGGGAUCUUUGUGGCAGCGCUCAAGGCAUGCACUGGCACGAGAGAUCUCCAGACCGGGAGAAAGAUCCAUGGCGAUGCCCUUGUCCAUGGGCCUGGGAGAAGCAUUUACGUGGAGAACAGUCUUGUGAGCAUGUAUGGCAAGUGUGGGAGAAUGGCCGAUGCUCGCGGUGUUUUCGAAGGGAUGAAGCUCCACAGCGUUGUCUCAUGGACGUCCUUGAUCAUGGGCUACGUCGACAAUGGCGAGAACGAGCUUGCCCUCCAGCAGUUUUCGAGAAUGCAGCAAGAAGAACAGUGCGCUCCCAACGAGAGAACUUUCGUAGCUGCGAUGAUGGCCUGUUCUACCUCGGCAGCGAGAGAGCUCGGCAAGAAGGUUGACGGGAAGCUACUGAAAGCCGAGAGCUUGGAAAGAGGAAUUAAGCUGCACGAACAAGCAGAGAAGAGUGGCUACUGCGAGGACGUGUUCGUGGCCAGCACUCUGAUCGAUAUGUAUGCCAAGUGUGGGAGCUUGGCGGAUGCUCGCAAGGUGUUUGACAAGAUGGUAAGUCCUACGGUUGUUUCAUGGACGGCACUGAUACUGGGCUAUGCAGAGAAUGGUGAGCCGGAGAUGGCUUUGCAGCUUUUCCAGCUCAUGGACUCCAAGGGCUGUCUGCCAAACUCCCGAACCUUCGUGGCUCUCUUCGUUGCCUGCGGCCGUCUAGCCACGAAAGAAGAAGGCAAGCACGAUGAUGGCAGCGUUGUGAAGCCCAUGUCCUUGGAGAAAGGAACUCAUCUACACUCCCGAGCAGCAAAACUUGGCUUUGAUUCGGACAUGUUCGUGGCGAGCUCGCUCAUAGACAUGUACACGCGGUGUGGGAGCUUAUCGAGCGCCAGAGCAGUGUUUGACGGGAUUAAGACGGGACACGACGUAGUAACUUGGACAGGGAUGAUUCAGGGGUAUGCGGAGAACGGUGAAUCGGACGCAGCUCUGAAGCUGUUUCAGCAAAUGAGAGCGUGCAACUGUGCACCGAAUUCGCAGACGUACGUGGCUGUUCUUCUCGCAUGCGGCAACCUGGCUGCUCUUGAUUCUGGGAGGUCCAUCCAUGCAGAGAUUUAUCGAAACGGGCUGGAAGACAAUCAGUUUCUAUCGAGCCAACUGCUCGACUUUUACGGGAAGUGUGGGAGCAGCGGCAUGGAACAGGUUUUCGACUCGCUUCCAACGAGAACUUCUAUCACUUGGAGCGCUCUGAUAGCAGGAUAUAGCUGCCAAGGGAGGAGCCAGGAUGUGUUCCAUGCAUUCGAGAGCAUGCGAGAGGAGUGUAUCCAGGUUGACAAUGUCACAUUCUUAUGCGUGCUCUCGGCGUGUAGCCAUGGUGGUCUGGUACAACGAGGGAAGCAGUACUUUGCGAUGCUCUCCGAGCAUGGCAUCACACCAAGCCUCGAGCAUUAUCACUGCAUGGUCGAUCUCUUGGGACGUGCAAAUCAUCUGGAGGAAGCACUGGCGAUGAUCGAAAACACGCCUUUCAAACCAACGUUAGUGACUUGGAUGACGGUCCUGGGAGCUUGCGGGAAGUGGAAAGACGUGAAAACUGGAAGAUAUGCUUUUGAGUCGCUGCUCAAGAUAAAUCCCAGCCACACUCCAGCGUUUGUGCUCAUGGCUAACAUCUACGGUAGCGUAAGAAUGCUGGAGGAGCAACGCAGGAUCACACCAGGGCCUUUGGUGGUGGAACCGGAACUUUGAGCCCCAGCAAUGUAUCUCAGGGGCGAGCCUUGAUGGAUGGGAAGACGACGGUGGCCACGGGAUGCAGCAGCCAUGUUCCACUGAAAAUC
This is a messenger RNA of Selaginella moellendorffii, 2008 nucleotides long. RefSeq names its product pentatricopeptide repeat-containing protein At5g16860-like. Bases 108 to 1919 code for a protein of 603 amino acids. The transcript has 2 exons. Gene Ontology annotation, molecular function: protein binding; RNA binding. Gene Ontology annotation, biological process: RNA modification. NCBI's taxonomy places the organism in Eukaryota, Viridiplantae, Streptophyta, Lycopodiopsida, Selaginellales, Selaginellaceae. The record is from RefSeq and is a predicted model, not a curated record.